GUAAUGUAUCGGUAUAUAACGAGUGCAUUCGAGGUAAAAGGGCAAAUUUAAUAAGUCACCAAUGGAGGUGACAACUAGAAGAAUUAUUCUAGCUGCCCUAUCACUAAUUUGUGCAGUUCAGGGCCAGUAUUAUGUAUCACCGUACGCAUCGCCAGCACCAUCGCCACUGUACUUCCAACAGGCCUGUGGCUGUCCAUCCCAACCAGUAGCCCUCGCCGGGCCACCAGCAGCUCCCAUAUACGUAUCUCUCCCAACACCUCCACCAAUAUGCGUUACUCCACCUCCUUUACCUCCCUUACUUAUAGAAGUACCUCUACCCCCACCAAUAACGGUAUCUCCUCCUCCUCUGCCACCGUUUUGUAUUACUCCACCACCAUUACCCCCUAUGACGAUAACACCACCUCCCUCGCCUCCGUUAUGUGUAAGCCCGCCACCGCUACCACCUAUGUGCGUCACGCCACCGACGCCACCAGCUCUAUACGUCAAUCCUCCAAUUCCUCCGCCAAUAAUGAUUGAACUUCCGAUGCCUCCGCCAAUUAUGAUUGAGCUGCCGCCGAUUUUAGUUCAACCACCCCCGAUGCCCCCUCUAAUGAUCCAACCACCCCCGCUGCCGCCUAUGCCCGUGCAGCCGCCCCCUCUACCUCCAAUGAUGAUCCAGCCGCCAGCGCCGCCACCGAUGUAUAUCCAACCGCCUCCCCCGUGCCCUAUAACGAUCCAGCCACCUUGCCCCGAGCCGAUAUACGUGCAGCCACCUCCUCCGUGUCCCAUCAACGUUCAACCUCCACCGCUGCCCCCUAUUUGCGUCCAACCACCUCCACCUCCGCCACUUUGCGUUCAACCGCCGCCCCCGGAACCCUUCUGCCUGCAGCCGCCCCCACCGCCGCCUAUUUGCUUUUCUCCGUCCCCCUGUUCAAUGAAUCCGCCAUGCGGCUGCGGAUUGCCUCCCACAGCGUUGGCUAAUCCGAUUUAUUUAUAAAAAGAGAAAAUUGUUAUUUGAGAAUUAGUUAGCUUUAUGUAAUUCUAUUAUUUAUGUAUAAGAAAUAUUAAAUUUAUAAUAAAAAUAAAAUAAUUUGUUAUUUGUACACAGUG
Messenger RNA from Vanessa atalanta (red admiral), 1089 nucleotides. Its product is annotated as leucine-rich repeat extensin-like protein 3. The transcript has 2 exons. The record is from RefSeq and is a predicted model, not a curated record. The coding region runs from base 62 to 976 and encodes 304 amino acids. NCBI's taxonomy places the organism in Eukaryota, Metazoa, Arthropoda, Insecta, Lepidoptera, Nymphalidae.